Messenger RNA from Seriola aureovittata, 1825 nucleotides. It is a transcript of the gene sarnp, whose product is annotated as SAP domain containing ribonucleoprotein. Lineage: Eukaryota; Metazoa; Chordata; Actinopteri; Carangiformes; Carangidae. Gene Ontology annotation, biological process: poly(A)+ mRNA export from nucleus. Bases 50 to 685 code for a protein of 211 amino acids. The transcript has 11 exons. The record is from RefSeq and is a predicted model, not a curated record. Gene Ontology annotation, cellular component: nucleus.
GAGAGCGGCUCCUGCUUGAUUGGAGGAAGUGAUACAACAACAAAGAAAGAUGGCCGAAGUGAUAGAGCUGCAGAAGCUGAAGCUUGCUGAACUGAGGCAGGAGUGUGAGGCCCGAGGUUUGGAGACCAAAGGAAACAAAGGAGAGCUCAUCGCUCGACUGCAAGCCUAUCUGGAGGAGCAUGAGGAAGACGUGGAUGUUGAUGAUGUGCUGGCAGAGGACACAGAGGACUUUGCUAAAGUUGAGAGUGCCAACAAUGUAAAAGCCGACAAGGAUGACGAGUCAGCUGAGUGCGAGACACCUACUGAAAAGAAGGUGGUGAAAAUAACUCCUCCAUCAUCUUCCAGUGAAAGACUACAGAAGAGAGCUGAACGUUUCAACAUGCCUGCGUCAUCUGAGAGCAAGAAGGCCAUACGUGCAGCAAGGUUUGGUUUACCCGCUGAUGCUUCCAGUCCCUCUCCAGGUCUGGUUGCGAACAGUAAAGCUGCUGUGAACGUUGAUCAGCUGAAGAAGAGAGCGGAAAGAUUUGGCAUGAACGUGUCAUCCAUCUCACAAAAGAUGGAAGAGGAUGAAAAGCUGAAAAAAAGGAAGGAGAGGUUUGGGAUCUUAACAAGUGCAGGCUCAGGUGGUGGAGAUGAUGCUGAGGCAAAAAAAAUGAAGCGCGCUGAAAGAUUUGGGAAAGUGUAAAUACUGUUUUAGAGUUCGCUUUUUUUGUAAAGCAUUUUCAUGGCUGUACAACAACGAUCCCCGAAGAGGACAAAUAUCACUAAUAGGAUUCCUAUAUAUCAAAAGUAUAGUUAAAUACAAAGACAAAUGGGUGAGUUAAAUUGUUUAAAUGGUUUGAAAAACAAGGAAAGAAAAAGGUUUCAAUUAUUUACUGAGCCUGAAGUUAGUGGAUAUUAUAAAUCUGAAAAAAAAAAAAUUUGAUUUGUCUGUUUUCAUUUUCUCACUCCUGAGAGACAAUUCUUUUCAUUUCCCUGCUUUUAUAUAGGAGUUAUUGGGCUGUGGGCUGUGUGAGCUCCUGUGUAAUGUAGAAGAUGCUAGUUUUGUCUUACUCAUCUUUCCUGUUGUUACUGCUCAUCUGACAAAUAGGACUCAUACUGUUUUUCUGAUUUGCUCAUCUUAACUGCACAUUUAUUGACUCUUUAUCAAAGUAAUAGUUGGCCAUUGGUGGUGAGUCGAGCAACUUCCUGCAGCUGCUUCACAGUAAAAGCCUUCCAGCUUACUGCAUAAAACCACUUGAAAUUUCACAAAUCAAACUGAAGAUGCGAGUAAGUUGAGGGAGGGAAUACAUUUACUGUGGAGUAGCUGCAAGAAGUGUAAAAUUAAGUAACAAGUUUGGUCAUGUAUGCAAGUUUGCUUGAUACAAGUUUGUUCAAAUCAGGAUGAAAUUAGGAAAAGAAAGAAGAAUAAAGAUCAACAGAUCAGAAACCAGUGAGACGGCUUUUUCUUGUUCAAAGAGAAUAAGAAUAGAAACAAAACCCGGAGAGUAGCAUCUCCAACAAGGAAAAUGGAAGAUUUCAGCGGGUGAAACAGAAAAUGUGUAAAAUGUGUUGAGUUGAACAGUAAAAAAAUAUCUUGCUUAUGACAAUUGAAAGUAAAAUCUAUAUUUAUCAGAGGUAAUGCAGUUGAAUAUUUUAAUGUUCCUUUUAAAUGAUGUAACUCACUUAUUUGUAUUUAAUAGUAUGUUUAAUUGUACUUUUGAUUUAUCAGAUGGCCUGUUAUUUUCUUGUUUUCUUUUUGGGAUUCCAUUGGUACACUGCUUCAGUUAUCUGUCCAUUUUCUAACAUUUUGUGAUUUGAAAUAAAUUGUUUUUGAUUUUUUUGA